Molecule: messenger RNA, 901 nt
Organism: Seminavis robusta
Lineage: Eukaryota; Bacillariophyta; Bacillariophyceae; Naviculales; Naviculaceae
Source: the annotation of a GenBank genome assembly
CCAUCCAGCAUAAUAUCUUUCAUGCUUGAGACACGUUUCAAGUCCCCCAGGAGUCAACCAAGCCCGAAUGAAUGAUUCAAUCCAUCCAAUCAGUAUUACGAUUGUCAUCGCACAAAACUCCUUUCAUAAACAAAACCCCAACACAACACAACACAACACAACACAACACAAGCAAAAACCAAAAAGUACCAAACAACAACAAUGAGCGCAGCAGUUACUACUAUCGGCCUUACUCACAUGACCAACAAAGUUGCCUACCGAAGGUUUGAAAUUGAUCAAGACAAAAAACUCCGGGCACUUGGCCUAGAUGACAGCAUCAACCUGUCAAUACCCCAGGUCUCCUCCAGCCUUCGCCGAGAGAUGCCAAAGGGGCUCAAGGCGAGUGAUAUCUUUGUGAAAGUCACUGUAACACUCAGCAAGGCAGGCCAUGAACGGGGUGACGAUGAAGAAUUGGCAGCCAAGAUUGCCCAAGACUUGAAAGGGCACUGCUUCAACUCUACAUCCUUUGCCAAGUCUGAAAGUAAUGCCAAGCUUGUCAUGGAUAUUGUCAUCACAGAUGCCUCUACUGGAAGCCGUUGGGACAGAUGCUGGAAGAAUGAUUUGGGAUUUGUGAGGAUGGGAUUGAAGUUCUCAAUGUACGAUCCAAGCGAAGAAGCAUGCCCAAUCAUAAAAAUGGGCAAGAUUGUCUAUGUUGAUCCCUUAAAAGACAACAAGUUCAAGCAGCGAUGUGGCAAGAACUCAGGUGAGAGGGCUUUGCAGAAAGUUCUCCCAGUGAUUUCCAGGCAGCUGAUCAAUGCGAUCAACCUGGACGUCUCUAUGGGCAACCCAGAUUUGGCAUAGCAAAUAGUGCCCAUACAGUUUGACCUAGCUAGUCAUUCAAUAAGCCUUAGCUAUAUUACAG